Vollenhovia emeryi is the source of this 937-nucleotide messenger RNA. RefSeq lists its product as uncharacterized. NCBI's taxonomy places the organism in Eukaryota, Metazoa, Arthropoda, Insecta, Hymenoptera, Formicidae. The record is from RefSeq and is a predicted model, not a curated record. The annotation marks the transcript as partial. The transcript has 2 exons.
AUGGGUGAAGAAUUAAAAAAUCAACAGUGUUUAGAAACUGAAUCUGGUGAAUUAUUACCGGAAUUACAAUUAUUAUUUACUUUAAAGCCAGGAAUGGAUCGACGUCGAUAUAAUGCUCAAAGAACUAAUGAAGUUGCUGCUGUUUUUUGUACUACUGCUGAUGGAGAAAUUCCAGAAUCUUACGUUACAAUACGUAAUAAAAAUACUAAAACUUUACAAAAUGUUAGUAUUAUGGAUCCAAAUGUUGAACCAUGGAUAUAUCCAUUGUUUUAUCCAUAUGGCACUCAAGGAUGGCAUCGUUAUUUAACAAAAGUAAAUAGUGAUAAACGAAUAAGUCGAGCACAAUAUAUUAAAUAUCGUAUGGCUAUUCGUGAUGAAUUCAAUGUUUUUUUGUUAGGACGUCGCUUAUUUCAGCAGUGGCUUGUAGACAAUUAUGUAAAAAUUGAAAAAGAUAGAAUUGAUUUUUGCAAAAAUCAUCAGAAAGAAUUACGUACUGAAACAUAUCAAGGUUUAAGAGAUUAUUUACAAACUACGGCGAAUAACUUAAAUGGACGUGUUGGUAAAAUGGUUAUAUUGCCUUCCACGUUUACUGGAUCGCCGCGUAAUAUGUUACAAAAUUACCAAGAUGCAAUGGCAAUUGUUAGUAAAUUUGGUAAACCAGAUCUUUUUAUUACUAUGACUUGUAAUCCAAAAUGGCGUGAAAUCGAAGAAAACUUAUUGUCUGGUCAACAAGCUUCUGAUAGACCUGAUAUUUGCGCUCGUAUUGUUGAUAAAUACAUUUCUGCUGAAAUUCCUGAUCCUGAUGAAAAUCAUAUUUUACAUGAUAUAGUUAUGAAACAUAUGAUACAUGGACCUUGUGGCGAUUGGUGUUUGGUAGAAGGACGCUGUUCAAAACAUUUUCCAAAAUCUUUUCUUGAAGAAACUAAAAUGGAUGAAG